AUCGCUACGCGUUCGAGAAACACAUUAUCUGUUCACCAGCUAUGUAGCCUCCGCCCCAGAAUUUCCCUUGUCCUUCCACCUCUCUACCUCUUUACUCCAACAACACUACUACUCACUACUUCACAUUAUCGCCUACCUCUAUCCGCACCCUCAAUCUUAAACGCCACCAAAAGCCCUUCGCAGGGCACAUGACCGGAAAGCACAAUCUCACAUCAGCGCAAUGUGCCACAAACUCUUCCAGAUACACGCCUGUGGCCAUACAAAAGAGGUCUGCACCACGCCAUGUCCGCACGCCUUAGCAACCGCGUAUUACGCCUCCACCACGCCAGCAGACCCAUUCUCGGACGCCGCGUCUUCGCCCACGACACCGCGGUACCCUUCGGCUCCGUCGUCCGCCUCGCCAACAGCGGGAGAGUUUGGCCCAUUACCACAACUUGUCGCCAAAGCCCGGUCCGCCGUCAACAGCCUGCCUUCUCAAUGCGACCGUGAUCAACCUCCUACGGCCGAUCCAACAUCUCCACACUCCGUAAUCUCCAAUCAUCCAUCUCCGCUACGCUCAAAUCCCACCACCUCCCUCGUACUUCCCAACUCCGCAGGUGGCGAACCCGAACUCACGGCCAACUUUUGCCCCUACUACUUCAGCCGGUACCUCACGCCCUCUAAAACUCCCUGUCUAAAGUGCUAUAUGCGCCCUGAUUGGACCAACACGCGCCAGCGCUGGAUGACGUGGUACCGGAUCGAGCACCCGGGGACAAAGCCGGAGGAUCUGGCAAGUUUGGCGGGCGUGGAGGGGAUUCCGGGGCGCGUAGGGCUGGUGAAUGUUUUUGCUGAGAUGCAGAGGUUGGGGAGCGUGAAGGCGGCGCAGAAUGCGUCCCAGCGGUAGAGUGGGGAUAGGGGAAAGAAUCCUCUUAGAAGGUGGACUGAAUACGAGGAACGGGAUGGAAAAGAUGGUCGGACAAGGGAUUUGUGAUGCGCUUGCAACGUGGAAGACCAAGGUACCGUGCUCAUGGAGCAGCAUACCGCAAGACGAAAAUGCCGUGAGUAUUGCCCG
Molecule: messenger RNA, 1051 nt
Organism: Trematosphaeria pertusa
Lineage: Eukaryota; Fungi; Ascomycota; Dothideomycetes; Pleosporales; Trematosphaeriaceae
Exons: 1
Coding region: 221-883 (220 amino acids)
Source: RefSeq, a predicted model, not a curated record